AUGGAGAACAAAUCCAUAGAGGCUUGGCUGGCGGAAACUGAAGACAUCCCAUCUGACCCUGAAUCAGAGGACGACGAAGAUCAAGUAUACCCGGAUGUUGCUGAAGGAAUAUACACAGUUGCAGAAAAUGGAAUCUUAGAGGUAGAUUAUUUGGACCUAGCCCAAACAGCUGAAGGUAAUGAAAUCCCGAUUUUAAUUAUUAAUGAAAAUGACUUUCAAGAUAAUCAUAGUGCAGAGGGGGUAGAGCCUGGCAUUCCCGAAGGUAAUGCAGUCUUGGACGUUCAAAAUCAGCCUAUGGACGUUCAAUUUGAUGAGGACUCUGAGCCUUUGGCUAACAGACUUUACAAAGAUAGUGUUACGUGGUAUCAAAAGUACUACUCACCCAAUAAGUCGUAUGAUUUCAAUGAACGCACAGGUCCCCUAAUUGACGCUUCAACCCCAGUUGAUGUGUUUUCAGCUCUUUUUCCCGACGAUCUAGUUGACAAACUUGUGUUUGAAACCAAUGUUUACGCUACCCAAAUAGGUGGGGGCGUUAUCAGAUUUCCAACAACAAGGAAAGAAAUGAAAGUGUUUCUAGGCCUAAAUAUCCUAAUGGGAAUAAAAAAACUUCCCUCCUACCGUGAUUACUGGUCUUCAGAGGCAGAUUUGAGAGAUGACUACAUAUCUUCAUACAUGUCUGUGAACAGAUUUGGCUGGCUUUUAACAAAUUUACAUAUAAACAAUAAUAAUGACAUGCCCGAACGAGAUUCUCCUCAUUAUGACAAACUAUAUAAGAUCAGGCCUCUCCUAAACAAGCUUCAAGAAACCUACAAAGCAUGCUAUGCUCCAUCUCGAUUUCAAUCAAUUGAUGAGAGCAUGAUUCCAUUCAAAGGUCGGAGUGGAAUCAAGCAAUAUAUGCCAGAUAAGCCAACCAAACGUGGGUACAAAGUUUGGGUGAGGGCUGAUGAAAAAGGCUUUAUCAGCCAAUUUCAAAUCUACGAAGAGUGUUUGCCUGAAGGGAAACAUAUGAAUCAAGGAGAACAUGACUUCAUGUCAACUAUGACUGGAAUUGUAGCUGUCGAAUGGAAAGACAAGAGAGGUAUCUACUUUCUUUCUAAUUACCACAAUCCUAACGAAGUGACAACUGUAAACAGAAAACAGGCAAACGGUGAAAUUGUAGCUGUUCCAUGCCCUAUAUUAGUAAAGGACUACAAUGCUCACAUGGGCUAUGUCGAUAAGGCAGACAUGUUGAAAUCUACCUACUCAAUAGAUCGCAAGUCCAAAAAGUGGUGGCACAGAAUCUUCUGGCACUUUCUGGACACAACCAUAGUAAACUCUUUUAUCAUAUUUUCAAUGCUAUCCCAGGGAAAACCACUGACACUAAAAGAGUUUAGGAGAAGCGUGUCAAAAGCCCUUCUGGGAGUACCUCGUGGAGAAACUAGAGGAAGACGAAGUUCUUCAACUCCAAUCAACAACUACAAACCAAAGGUUCCACAAGAACUUCGUUUUACGGAAAAUGCACACAUGCCAGUAAGAGGAACGUCUCGACGUUGUGCUCAAUGCUCCAGCAAAGAAGAAGUUCAUCGGUCGAAAUGGCGUAUGCCUGAUGUCGAACCAAAGUACAGACUCAAGAAGAGAAGUCAAGAAUGUGACAGCGUAAGGUUCCUAACGCUGCACUAA
Homalodisca vitripennis (glassy-winged sharpshooter) is the source of this 1659-nucleotide messenger RNA. Its product is annotated as piggyBac transposable element-derived protein 4-like. The transcript has 3 exons. The record is from RefSeq and is a predicted model, not a curated record. NCBI's taxonomy places the organism in Eukaryota, Metazoa, Arthropoda, Insecta, Hemiptera, Cicadellidae. The coding region runs from base 1 to 1659 and encodes 552 amino acids.